GGAAGUCCUCCCCCCAUGAUGAGCUGGUGGAAGGACGGUGAUAAAGUGCACGAGGGUGCUGUCUACGCUGUGUCUGGAGCUGCUCCUGGAGAUGAUGGAGUAUACACAUGUCAAGCAAUGAAUUGUAUUUACGGAGGUGACAAGGAAAUGAUCCAGGAGAGCGAAUCUAUUCAGGUGAACGUUGAGGAGAUCGAGAGUACUGGAGAAGCAUUAGGAACACCCUGCCAAGUAUUCGGAGAUCCCCAUAUCGUUACCUACGAUAACAAGCUAUACGACUACAUGGGAGACUGCAACUACGUGCUGUCCAUGGAUUGCGAUUGGGGAGAGUGGGUCGUAUAUGGCAACUUCAAACAGUGUGGACCUAAAGACCUGGGGUAUCCUGCUUCGUGUUUAAUUGAUGUCACCGUGUUCUGGAACAGUAUCGGUCUUAACCUCCAAAGAGGAUGGAUUGUCGUCUACAGAGGAGAAAAGGUUCCUUUAAAAUACAAAGGAGAAGUGGAGGUAGAGGGUAUUAAGAUCCAGUAUGAUGGUCUUUACAUCACAGUCAUUCUUCCUAACGGCAUCAUGGUCACAUGGGACGGUAUCAUAUCUACUCAGGUUAUAUUGAAGAAGGACUCAGCUCGCAACACAUGUGGUCUCUGUGGUAACAACAACAAGGAUCCUAAUGACGAGUUCUUUGCCAGAUUCCAAAACGACAGUCCAGUCAGCAGUUUGAACGCUUUUGGAAACAGUUGGGAGAUUGAUAGAAUGGACGUAUGUGAUGAGUUGGGACAGGAGGUUCUAGCACAAGAAUUUUGUGAUAUGUACCCAGAGAGAGCCGCUGAAGGAGAAGUCAGAUGUCCGGAAGUUUUCAACAAUGCAGUGUUUGACGAGUGCCGACCCUUCCUCUCAACUGACGGCUACGAGGAGAAGUGCCGUUACGAUUUCUGUGCUCUGGACGAGAUGAGAGAGAUUCUUCUGGCUGAUUGUGGAGUUGCUGCUGCUUACGUCCAACAGUGCAAGGCCGUAUCAGGAGUUUAUAUAAGCGCAGCUAAAUGGAGGGCAGCAGUAAACUGCCCUACCGUAGCAGAACAUCAGAACGCUACUGUCGCAGAGGGAUGUCCCCAAGAAGAGCUUCCUUGGACUUUGGUUUAAGCAGCUCCUUAUAUGGGCAUCACGUGGUUUAAGCAGCUGCGGUACGAGCAAGUUCAUGAUUCAUAACGUCAGUGAUGGCAAAAUGGCAAUACACAGUGGAUAUGGAGCUUCGUUUUGUAUUAUUAUUUGCUAAUAGUGGUUAAUUAGGUGUAUUUGUCCCGUUUUAAGGACCCUUAAUUCGGUUCUGUGAUAAUUGUCAAAUUUGGGAUUUCUAGGAAUAUGGCGUGAAAUUUCAAUGGGUAGAAUUAAUAGAAACUGAGUAGUGAGUAAAUGGGUGAAGCUUAUACAAUUGUUUUCUGUUUAUUUAUGCAUUUCUGUAUAUUUCGCACAUAACGACAUGAUUUUUUAUGAAUUUU
Messenger RNA from Bolinopsis microptera, 1490 nucleotides. RefSeq names its product kielin/chordin-like protein. Gene Ontology annotation, cellular component: extracellular matrix. Bases 16 to 1134 code for a protein of 372 amino acids. The transcript has 9 exons. The record is from RefSeq and is a predicted model, not a curated record. NCBI's taxonomy places the organism in Eukaryota, Metazoa, Ctenophora, Tentaculata, Lobata, Bolinopsidae.